Molecule: messenger RNA, 2670 nt
Organism: Magallana angulata
Lineage: Eukaryota; Metazoa; Mollusca; Bivalvia; Ostreida; Ostreidae
Product: ceramide kinase-like protein
Exons: 12
Coding region: 41-1408 (455 amino acids)
Molecular function (GO): kinase activity
Source: RefSeq, a predicted model, not a curated record
CCAAUCCAAAAUUGGUUUGUUUACAUUUUUGCCGAGAAGCAUGGUAUUUAAAGUUGACGUUGAAUCGUUCGUCUUGGAGAAAGAAAGGCUGAGAAUAUCGGACAGGAAUAAUAUUUGUGUAGAGAUUUGUGAUGUAAUUGAUUGUCAUCUCUCAGAGGAACCAGCUGGAUUCUUGUCUGGUUUAUUUUGGUCCUCUCCUAACCUUGUCGUCAGGUACAUCUGUAAAGGAAAAAACUACAAGUGGACAGCAGAAACUGUACAGGUCACUGGGUCAAAAGAGGAAUGCGAGGCACUACAGGACAAGAUCAAUGAAAAUUUAGGUCAAGUGAACCAGAGACCAAAAAAACUGGGAGUUUUUAUUAAUCCUAUUGGAGGAAGCCAAAAUUCUCUGGAUGUAUACAACAAAGUUGUCUACCCUUUGUUUAAAGCAGCAAACAUAAAAUGUGACGUCAAUGUUUCUGAACGACCAAAGCACAUGAUUGACCUGAUAAACUGUUUCGACACAGCUAGUGUUGAUGGAUUAGUAAUAGUAGGAGGUGACGGAAGUUUACUUGAAGUCCUCAACUGUCUCCUGACCCAAGCUCAGAAAGAGGCUGGUUUAGAUUAUGAUCAACCUACCUGUAAACUUAAACAUUUAGAGAUACCAAUCGGCAUCAUACCAACAGGUACAGGAAAUGGAGCAGCUAAAUUUCUUUAUGGCACUCUGGAUUAUGUCACAGCAGCAUUGCAUAUAAUUAGGGGCGAGACAAAUGAAAAUAAUGUUCAGGCUGUGUACAGCGGUGGAAAGUUGAUGUCCUUCAGUCUCAUCGCCGUUGCCUGCGGAUUUUUCACAGACAUGAUGUAUGAAAUGGACAGACAAAGGUGGCUGAAAAAAGCAAGAUAUGCAGUUGUACCUUUUUAUAUGGGACUUUUCAAGAAGAAGAGGUUAUUAAAUGUGAAAUUAUCAAUAAUCCCAGGAAAGCUUUCUUCAGAGACUGAUGAUAUUGAAGGAACAAUGGAGGAAAUGGAAGUAGGACAAGUGAGCAGUUUAAUAUCCUUCUCUGGCGACUUAUUCAACAAUGCAACAGAUUCUACAAUGGAUUUUGUUAAAAUGUCUCAGAGUACAAGAAAAACAGGACUUUUUACUCUUCUGGCUUUCAAAGAAAGCGGCCGCUUGGAAUUCCUAUCUUGUUUCAUGGGAUUUUUAACAAUGACUCGAUCCUUAUUCCAGAAGGACUGUAUAUCUACGCACACAGUAAGGGGAUACAAGGUAAAGCUUCCUGGCUGCAAUGAGAAUUUGGACCAAGAUCCAAGCAUAGCGCGGAUGAAUAAUUUACUUGAUGUUGACGGAGAAAUGAUUGACAUCUAUGAGGGGGAGUUUGAAGUACGGACUCACAUGAAGCUGGCCAAAUUCUACACCUCUCACUGAAAUUUCUGUACAUUUAGAUCUGAUGGCAAUAAAUGGUUAGGCGUUGCUGGAUUGAGACAAUCAUCUAAUAAAAUGUAAUUUUGUACCCAGCUGUUGUUUGAUUAUACUGGAUAACAUUCUAUAUAUGUAUCACAAUAUAUAGCAUCUAUUCCCCAACUGAUUUAACCUAUAUAUGGAACUAUAUAUACACACAUUUUACCUGUAUAUUUAUCAGUCAUUUAUUAUUGUUCAAUCUGAAGCUAUUGUAUAACAAAAUCGUCUUUUUAACGGGAUUGUACAAUUCUGAUUUAUAUUGUUGUAUAAAUAUUUUGUUAUUGAUAUUUUUAAAGAUAUAUAUACAUAUUGCGUAUUUUAGAAAAUCAUUUUGUUGUGAGAUAUGUUUUGUUUAUACUAUGAAUAUAUUUUUGAAGCUAUGACACACAAGAUUAUUAUUUUUAUGCGCGGAAUAGUUUCUAUUAUGUGUUCAAAUAGAUUUUGAGCCACGUCAGAAUGUUAGCGAGCAGGUUUCUAAGUAAUACUUGUUGUUUAUUCAUUUAGCACUUCACUGGCCAAUGAGUAUUUCCCCGCUAUAUCUUAAACAAACCGAUUGUGAUUCAUACCUCUAUAAAAGCUGACAGGCCUGAAAUGUACACGAUCCAGUUCUAACCAGUUUAUCGAUUGGAAAAAAAAUCACGGACUACACCAAGUAGUAUUCAUUCCCAUAUAGAACCAUUUUAACAAGAGCUUGAACUUUAGGUAGUUGUGUCAAACGGCAAUGUGACGUAGGCCUGUCUAUUUCAUUGUAGGCCACUCAGCCAUGGCUCUUUGAAAUCAACAGGAUUUGUCUGGCUUUUGAGCAAAGACUACGCAAUCGGUGUAUAUUUCGCUUGAAAUCAGCGUCAUUUUAACUUGUUUUUUACUGAAGAAAUAGAUUGUUACAUCCUAAUAAAAUAUCAAGAUUUGUUAAAAUGGUUCUAAGAGGACUUGGAUAUAUUUCUUUUAUAUAACGUAUUGAUGUACAUUACCAAUGAUGUAGUCAUCACUUCUACCAAUCUACUGGUUCUUUGUGAUUAAUUCAACAAUUUUAAAAAAAGAAAUAUGCCUAUGUAUUUACAACCAGCAAGUAUUAAUUCUUCUAUUUCUUACGGAAACUUUUAGUAAAUUCAUAGUUCUAUAGAAACAGCCAGACUGAAAUCUACACGCCCCAUUUAUCGAUUGGUCGAAAUCUACGGCGGCUGAAACUGACAAGAUACUGACAGGACUGAAAUUGACACGCCCUGUUU